Messenger RNA from Serpula lacrymans var. lacrymans S7.9, 1722 nucleotides. RefSeq lists its product as uncharacterized. The transcript is spliced from 6 exons. Lineage: Eukaryota; Fungi; Basidiomycota; Agaricomycetes; Boletales; Serpulaceae. The record is from RefSeq and is a predicted model, not a curated record. The coding region runs from base 1 to 1722 and encodes 573 amino acids.
AUGGCCCAGCUGACUGACACAAGACCCUCGAAAGGUGCUGGACGCACUUCCGUACAUCGACAUCGUAAGGGUUCAGUCAACCGAGACUCAUUGCGACUGGCAGGCCUUCCUGGUGAUCUUUUGUUGGAAAUAGCUAGCUAUCUCCACUCUCGUUCAGAUAUCCUCCACCUUGGACUAUCGUGCGUUAAUACGCUCGCCAUGCUCUUUCGCAGACCCGAUAUCGCCCGACACGUUCAGAAACUAUUCAUUCGAUUCGAUCAUGUUCGCUCUCCUGGUGAAAGUGAGGUCGUCGACGGAUAUCUGAUCUCGUCCGCUGUUAGGAAGGCUGCUGCGAAGCUUGACGCUCUCAAUACAUUUGUAUGGGACGGAAACGAAGGUCCACCCUUCGACGACAUGUGGUUUGCGCUACGAAUGUCCUGUCCACAGCUGCGUACUAUAGGCACCACAGUUGGGUCGACGCUGCCCAACCCCAAUAGUCAUCUGUUCGACUUCAACAAUCUACAUGGAUUCUCGUUGAUUUUGAAGAACGGGUUUUAUAUUAACCAUGCCGAGCUUCCUUCUGAAGAGAGCUUGCAUACCGUGCGCCUGUGCGAUAUGCUUAUCAAGCGCUCGCCAGAUCUCCGGGAACUAUGCAUCGACGGCACUUCCUCCGUGCCCACGGAUGCGCAUGCGUUGUCUCGGGGCCGCUGGCCGAACCUUCGCAAACUCAUAAUAGGAGACGUCGCACUUGACUGGCACAUUCCCGUCAGCUCUGCAAGUAAACGCCCAUUCAUCGCCUUCUUGGAGGCCCAUCGUGAACUCCGGACACUCCACAUAUCACGGUAUGCGUUGAACCCUAUGCACCUGCCCACUCUACAUCACGAUGCUUUACCUUGUCUCGAGCACUUCACCGGCUCGCUGGAGCACCUGCAGGCUAUAUCACCUUCGCAUCCCAGCAUUAAAAGUGUUGGCUUCCAUGAGCCGAUUGUCAUCCGCGAUCUGGCUCCGAUGGUUGUAUCCAGUGUUCUCCAAGGACUUCCUCUGCUCAGGUCCCUGAAGAUUUCCUUCAUAUUUCAUUCUACUUACGAAAGUGGUAGCCUGCUAAGGUCACUGGUUUCUGCUUGUCCCUAUCUUGUCGAGCUCGAGUUAACUUGUGCACGCAAGCCGUCUUUUCAGCUCGAAUCAUUCGCUAGAUCAAUCAGGCAUCUCACACGACUUCGUUCCCUCACCCUCAACAUCAUUCGCUUCCCAAAUGAAGACCCUCUGUCAACCUGCGCCGUUCAUAUAGCCCGCGCACAUCCGCGUCUCAGCACCUUCACGAUCACCUUCAUCCCAUCCUCCCUCUCCCUGCCUCUUCCCCCGCCAACUCCGUUCCAGCCACUCAACGCCACCUCAUCUACCACCCCCCACCCCCCGCCGAAUCACGCAUACAUCGAAUCGGGUACUUACAACUUGACCGCUGAUCAACAUGGUCUGCCCGCCGUGCUUUCUUGCGUCGAGAGGCGCGCGAUGAUUUGGCACGUGGGCCUUAUCUGGGGCUGGAGUUGGUCAUACAGCUGUCCACGAACGCGGCGAUAUACGGUGGAUCUCCACCCAGGGCACAAAAGAAGGGGUCUGGGUGAGUUGCUGCUAGAACGCAGUACUGCGGGAGAAGAAGCACGGGUGCUUGUGGUUCUAGUCUCCCUUGGAUCAUUAGCAGUAUGGGGCUUCCUGACAUUCGGUGUGGCAUCCACUAGUAAGUAG